AUGCGCCGGCGUACUGAGUACUCAACUUCACCGCAGCCCAACCCGUACCCAAGGAUAUCAGGAAGCAGCGCAUUUAGCGAUAAUGCGCUCCCCGACGAAGAUUGGACGCAAAUCACAGACCUCACGGAAAGACGCCGCAUCCAAAAUCGGAUUGCUCAACGAAAUUAUCGCAAAAAGCUCAAGCAACGAAUGGAGAAUUUGGACAAAGAAGAGCGAGACGGCAGUGGUGGUGCUCGAGUUUCGUCAAGACCGUCUUCGGAAACCCCGCCAUCACAGGAUCGAGUAGCGGCAGGCAAAAGCCAACACAGUUUACACAUGCUGGAUAUGACUUCCAAGGAGCUUGCGGCUAGAAACCAAGAAAAUGAGAUGUAUUCGUAUGAUUACCAACAGCCGUACUUGUCGAGUUCCACGCCAGAGAUGCCAUCUUCGACCCUACCAUACUCCGAGAGCUACGGUUACGCUCAGUAUCCAGCGCAGCCAUCGUACUAUUCAGCAACUACCGCAUAUGAACCCCUACUGCUUUCUCAAGGCCACAUUCACAACACCACCGCAUCCCACCAAAUUGAGGCUGUUGGGAACCGGGUUUUCAUGGCUGAUGUGGGAAACUUCUUGGAAAGUAACAAUACGAAUUACACAGAAAUGGGCAUUCAAGCAACCCUGCCUGUACACCAACAACUUCAGUCUCCCAUGUCGGAGCCUUACUGCUACGGGUACUACGAUCCAAACGGUUACUCCGACCCAGACCCCUUCAAGCAAUACAACCAGAGAAAUUACCACCAGGGCUAA
Uncinocarpus reesii 1704 is the source of this 786-nucleotide messenger RNA. RefSeq lists its product as uncharacterized. The transcript has 3 exons. Bases 1 to 786 code for a protein of 261 amino acids. Lineage: Eukaryota; Fungi; Ascomycota; Eurotiomycetes; Onygenales; Onygenaceae. Gene Ontology annotation, biological process: regulation of DNA-templated transcription. Gene Ontology annotation, molecular function: DNA-binding transcription factor activity. The record is from RefSeq and is a predicted model, not a curated record.